UUCCGCAAUAUCACAAAUAUUCUCUUCAAUCCCUUUAAACACAGUAACCAUGGCAACCCCCACCCAUUUCUCUUUUCUCUUUAUACUUUUUCUUUCUGUUUCAAUCUCAUCUGUUCGGGGUAGUGGUUUCAGUGUUAAUUUAAUUCAUCGUGAUUCUCCUCAAUCUCCAUUCUACAACCCUUUAGACACUUUAUCUGAUCGUAUGCAAAAGGCUGUUCAUCGUUCAAUUAAUCGUGCCAACCACUUUAAGAAAUUAUCAUCAUCGACUUAUUAUUCAUCAAUGUCAUCUAACCAGGAUGAUGAUACAAUCAGUACAAGUUUGAGUGCUAUUGGUAUUGAAUUCGUAAUGAAUAUUUCUCUAGGAACUCCUCCUCGUAAUGUAUUUGCCAUUGCCGAUACCGGUAGUGAUGUUACAUGGGUUCAGUGUAAACCUUGUGAAAAUUGUUACAAACAAGAUUCUCCACUCUUUGAUCCCAAAACUUCUUCAAGCUACAAAGAUGUUCCUUGUUCUUCAGGAACUUGUGAAAGACUUCGCGAGGACCGUUACACUUGUGAAAAUACACUUUGUCGGUAUUUUGUCCGUUAUGGAGAUGGUUCUUACAGUAUGGGAAAUCUUGCAUUUGAAACUCUAACAUUUGAUUCAACAAGUGGUCGCUCAAUUCAACUUCCGAAUAUUGCAUUUGGUUGUGGUCAUAACACUGCAACAGGACACUUUAACGAAAAAGGGUCUGGUUUAGUUGGUCUUGGUGGCGGUGAACUUUCUUUGAUUUCGCAGUUGGGUUCAAAAAUUGAUUCAAAAUUCUCUUACUGUUUAGUUCCUUCUCAUGAUGUCUCAAGUAAGUUCAUUUUUGGCAGUAAUGCUGAAAUGACCGGAAAAGAUGUUCUCUCCACUCCACUAAUAUCAGAUCCGUUCCAAAAAACAUUCUAUUAUCUAGCACUUGAAGCAAUUAGUGUUAAUGAAAACAAGGUUCCAUUCAUAAGUGAUACAUCCUCAACAAAGGACACUGAAGCCUUCCAAGAAGACAACUACAUUAUAAUCGAUUCUGGAACCACAUUCACAUUUCUUCCACAAGAAAUGUAUUCAGAAAUUGAAUCAGAAAUUAAGAAAGCGAUUCAAGUUGAACCCACUGUUGGUCCUAAUGGGUUCAAUUUAUGUUACCCAUUCGACGAUUCUAUGACAUUUCCAGAGGUUACUGUUCAUUUUACGGAUGCGGAUAUCAAACUUGACGCGGGGAAUUAUUUUGUUCCUGUUGGCGGGGGUGUUAUUUGUUUAUCUUUCUUUCCUUCCAAGACACCACCUUACCUUUAUGGAAACGUAGCUCAGAUCAAUUUCCUUGUUGAAUAUGCUCUGACGGAGAAUAAGGUUUCUUUCAAGCCAACUGAUUGCACCAAGCAGGGCUAAUUAAAUGUUUAGUUAUAACUAAGCUACCUAGAUAUAUAUAUCUCGUUAUGUUGUUCCUGAAAUAAAAAUUUCCUUUAGGAGAAGAUAAUGCUCUCAUCUUUGAGGUCAGAAUUUGGAGCUUCUGUACUUCCAAUAAUUUCGCCUAUGCAUGAGUGCUUUAAGUAUAUCUGUAUGAGCUUCGUAGAUUAUCAAUGUGUGAGUAUUAAUAAUUGCUCUUUGUGUCUGAUAAUCAUGUAUACACGUCUUGGUGAUUUAUUCCGUGCCACAUAAUAGUAACAGAUUAUUAUUUACGGAUUC
Papaver somniferum (opium poppy) is the source of this 1699-nucleotide messenger RNA. Its product is annotated as aspartic proteinase CDR1-like. Gene Ontology annotation, molecular function: aspartic-type endopeptidase activity. Gene Ontology annotation, cellular component: extracellular region. The coding region runs from base 50 to 1402 and encodes 450 amino acids. Lineage: Eukaryota; Viridiplantae; Streptophyta; Magnoliopsida; Ranunculales; Papaveraceae. The record is from RefSeq and is a predicted model, not a curated record. Gene Ontology annotation, biological process: proteolysis. The transcript has a single exon.